AUGUAUAACACCAUCCACACCUUAAGAGAUAGUCAAGGAAAUUGGUUGGAGAAUAGAGAACAAGACGUCUCUUUGCUUUCAAUGCAUUUUAAAAGUAUUUAUACUUCUUCUUCGCCGUGUUCAGCUGACAUUGAUGAUGUUCUUCAAGAUAUUAAGCCAAUUAUUACAGCUGAUCUCAAUGCAAAGCUUGUUGAGAUUCCUAGUGUUGAGGAAAUUCAUUCCACUGUUAAUAGUAUGGCGCCUUGGAAAUCCCCGGGGCCAGAUGGUUUCCCGGGGGGGUUCUUUAGGGAUAAUUGGGAUAUGGUUUCUGCUGAGGUAAUUAAUCAUGUUCAAGGGUUUUUUCGUAGUAAGUUUCUUCUUAAGCAACUUAAUCACUCCUUCAUUGCUUUGAUUCCUAAAGUUAGUAACCCCUCCACUCCAAAUGAUUUUCUGCCGAUUAGUCUAACUAAUACAGUAUACAAGAUUAUUUCAAAAAUUCUUACUAAUCGUUUAAAACCCCUUCUAGAUUCCUUAAUUUUGCCAUAUCAGUCUGCUUUUACAGCUAAUCGUCAAAUUCAUGAUAAUAUCAUCAUAAGUCAUGAAAUCCUCCAUUCUUUUAAAACUAUGAAAAGAAAAAAUAACAAAGAUGGAUUUAUGGCCAUUAAGUUGGAUUUGUCGAAAGCAUUUGAUCGACUUGAAUGGUCUUUCAUAAUGUCUGUUUUUAAGAAACUUGGUUUUUCGAUUGACUGGUGUCAAAUGAUUUUCCAGUGCAUAAGUACUAUCUCCUGUUCUAUCUUGGUGAAUGGCUCACCAGGAGAUGUGUUUUUUCCUACUAGAGGCAUUAGGCAGGGACAUUGUUUAUCUCCCUGUAUUUUCAUCAUUUGUAUGGAAGCUCUUUCCCAGUUUUUGUUGAAAGGUGAGAAAGAGAAUGUUAUUCAAGGUUUCAAAUUGAGAAAGGAUAGUCCUCCAAUCUCUCAUUUAUUUUUUGCAGAUGAUUGCAUGCUUUUUUCAAAAGCUUCGCUUACCUAUGCUAGAAAUCUAAUGAGAAUUAUUAACAAAUUUGCAAAAGCUUCUGGCCAAGCUAUUAAUCUAGAAAAAUCGGGUUUUUUUACCAGUAGAAAAAUGCAUCAUAAGCAUAUUAAGAUGCUCUUAAAAACUUUAGGGAGUAGCUCUGAAAAAUACCUUGGUACUCCUAUCGAACUUUCUGGUGGUCUAAAAAGAAUUCAAGAAGAGGGGUACUUUCGUUCUUGGGGGGACAUUGGGAAAUCAAAACUGAAUGGUGGUCUUGGUAUCAGAAAUACUUAUGCUACAAACAGAGUUCUUAUAGCUAAGCUAGGGUGGAGAAUUUGUAAAAACCCUGAUCAGUUGGUUGCUAUCUUCCUUAAAAACAAGUAUUUUCCUAAUCAGAAUAUAUUAGAAAUAGAUAAGGCGGCUAAUACUUCUUCUUGGAUCUGGAAAGGUAUUGUAAAUAGUUUGGUUUUCCUUAGAGCUAACUUGGUGUACAAGAUAAAUGAUGGUAGCAUAACUAGGAUUUGGGAGCAUAAUUGGUUGCCCGGUAGCUCUUCUCCUCCUACUUCUACAAAUCCUAACUUUGGGAAUUAUAUUUAUGUUAGUGAACUUAUUGAUAGGCAAGUUAAUGGAUGGAACAUUGGUCUUCUUUCUUCUCUGUUUUCGCAUGAAGAUGUUAAAAAGAUUAGAACUUUAAAAAUAAAUGUCACUAAAAAAGAUGAUAUUAUGUGGGCUCAUACUUUAAAUGGUAAUUUUACGGUUAAGUCAGCUUAUAAAGCUUAUAUGAAUGAAUCUUACUCAACUGAUGAUGCAUCUUUUUGGAAAAAAGUUUGGUCCUUAGAUUGUUUAUCUAAAAUAAAAUUCUUUGUGUGGAAGAUUUUUUCUCACAUGCUGCCUGUAAAUUCAGUUCUCAAGUUCUAUAAUCCAGCUAUUGAUGAUUGUUGUCCGUUGUGUAGAAAAGAAGUGGAAACUGUUAUGCAUCUUUUUAUUCAAUGCCCUAUUGCUUCUCACAUUUGGUUUGCUCUUUCCUUUCAACAUUUGGUUAAUUCUGCUUUUGUAUGGAUAGAUGAUAUAUUUAUGUCUUGGUUUGAGAAUAAUUUGGGUAACUCUCCCUGUGCUGUGAAUUGUCCAAGCAUUGGUGCAAUAGUGCUCUGGUCAAUCUGGAAGUUAAGGUGUGAUGUUGUUUUUAGAAAUGAGCAGGUGUCUCUUGACAGAACUAUAAUGGAUAUUAAGACAUCUUUAAAUACCUAUAUAACAGCUCCCUGUUCGUUUAAGAUGGAUGCUACUUCUGUAAAUAAGUUUACAAUCCAGGAUUUCGAUUAUAUCAUGUUCAUUGAUGGGUCUUUCAAAAAAUUUGACAUGGGUAUUGGAAUCAUGCUUUGUGACAAUGCAGGAAGAAUAAAAAGGUGCAGAGCAGACUUUGGACUGACUUCAAGUGCUUUUGCGCAGAGACAAAGGCGCUAA
This is a messenger RNA of Papaver somniferum (opium poppy), 2451 nucleotides long. RefSeq lists its product as uncharacterized. NCBI's taxonomy places the organism in Eukaryota, Viridiplantae, Streptophyta, Magnoliopsida, Ranunculales, Papaveraceae. The record is from RefSeq and is a predicted model, not a curated record. The transcript has 2 exons. Bases 1 to 2451 code for a protein of 816 amino acids.